AUGACGGAUGUGGAGGCGACCUAUGAGGACUUCAUCGCCUCUCAACGGUCCGGCCGAAGGAACGCCAUCCAUGAAAUCCCAGAUGCCCCUGGGGUGCAGGGACCUGCUGACCUGUCCCAGAGUCUGGCACAGCUCAACAUCAACAAGCCAGGUGAGAAUGUCAUUUUCAGACAUCAUGUUUCGUGGCGGAAGCAGAGGCUCAUGAAGGAGUGAGGACAACUUAGAAUGAACCAGCUACUGGGAAGACAAUUCAGAGUGACUAUGGGAAAUUUUGAAAAUGUGCUUGUCAUUGCAACAACCAGGGCUGCAGAUGGUGGUACAGUAUCUGUUACUACCACCAGGGGGUGCCAAAGCACAAAAUUUAUCUGUAUUAAGUAGUUCAAAACAUAGACUGUAAAUAGAAUGGAUGCAGUCUGCACCCUUGUUGGGUGAAGCCACUCCGAGAACAGCACACUCUGGCGAUUUUUUCCGUGAUUGACACUUGAUACAGCCUAUGGGCGUACGCAGAUUGCGUAGCUCAACUGGGGGCUUCAAAUCCGUAAACUGGCAGAGGGUGAAACCAAGUUGUCUAUAGUGUGUACAGUCUAUGGUUCAAAAGUGGUAUUUUGUACAAGAAAUAGCGUACUCAUUUGGAGCCGUUGUUUUGGUGUUUUUCUGCCUCUACAUCUAUCGUCACUGGUCUACACCCUCCCCGUCGGUCAACUGUCAGGCGACCAAUCAUCACUGUGCCUCAUUAUCACGGCACUUCCGCCCCCUCUGAUCACUUUAUGAAUUAUGAAGUUGGAAGCAAUGGUACUGCAGAUCCUCCAGGAAGGCUGAAUUUUUGAUGUUCUUGCAACUGAAUUGAAAACCUUGCUUAAAAAACACCUCCAUGAGAGACUUUUAGAGUGAAAAAAACAUAGUAUAGUUGUCGUGUUUUGUCUAAGUGUUUGAUAUUCUAAGAAACCCAAUUAUUAAAAUGUAUCCUCAUUUAAUCCACUCUGCAUGCUAUGAGCUACCGCGAGUUGUCUUUUCUCUCCCUCCACCUUGGUGGAUUGUGUGUUUGCCCUUUUCUCCCUGACUCCCUCGCUGAUUCAACCAACCUCAUUCGCAUCACUGCCCCCACACUACUUACUUAUGCAUGAAACUGACUGAAUCUGUCUCCCUCUGUCUGUCAGGUGAUGAGGGAGAAGACACAGAGAAGAGCCAGGACUCUACAGCUAAAGAAGAGGAGACACAAGCUGAGAGCAGCUAA
Molecule: messenger RNA, 1234 nt
Organism: Xyrichtys novacula (pearly razorfish)
Lineage: Eukaryota; Metazoa; Chordata; Actinopteri; Labriformes; Labridae
Source: the annotation of a GenBank genome assembly